CUACACACAAACACGCACAUAAUAAAUUUUUUUCUCCGGCCACCGCAACAGGCGGAGCAAGAAUAAAAUAUCUAACUUAGCAACAAGUCGAUUGCUGGCGGCAUUUGAUCAUACUCAGGUCCCAGAUGGAAGUCGGCCAGAAAAUUGUCCACGGGGAGGAGCUUGGCCUGAAAACCGAACUCUGCCUAGGCCUGCCAGGUGGCGGAGUAGACGAGACGACGGUCAAGAUGGCGGCUAAUCUGAAGAGAGGGUUCUCGGAGACCGUCGAUUUGAAGCUCAAGCUUCAUCGCGAUUCAGAUGAACCUUCGUUAGCUGCUGAUUCCGACCCAAAAGAAGACGGUGCUAAUAUGAAAAGUUGUUCAAAAGAGAAUAAUAAUAAUAACAAAGCUAUGGUUAUGAAACCACCUGCCAAGGCACAAGUGGUUGGGUGGCCACCUGUCCGUUCUUUCCGGAAGAACAUAAUAGCUGAUCAUCAAAAGAGCAACAACACUAACUCAGCUCCUGAAAAAGCUGCCGCGUUUGUGAAGGUGUCAAUGGACGGCGCCCCUUUUCUCCGUAAAGUCGACCUGAAAAUGUACGAGUCUUAUCAACAACUAUCGGAUGCCUUAGCCAAAAUGUUCAGCUCCUUCACAAUGGGAAAUUAUGGUACACAAGGGAUGAUAGAUUUCAUGAACGAAAGCAAAUUAAUGGAUCUUUUGAACAGUUCAGAAUAUGUGCCCACUUAUGAAGAUAAGGAUGGGGACUGGAUGCUCNAUUUCUACUUAUAA
Messenger RNA from Striga asiatica, 767 nucleotides. The record is from the annotation of a GenBank genome assembly. Lineage: Eukaryota; Viridiplantae; Streptophyta; Magnoliopsida; Lamiales; Orobanchaceae.